AUGAGGCCCAGACGCUCGCCAACGCCGCCUCCGAUGCCUGCACUCGUGGUCUUGAUCCCCUCCACGGACACCAGCGUCCCGGACGCUGCCAGUCCCUUCCCUCGGCGCAAGUCUCCUUCGCACUCGUCGCUGGCAAAGGCCCCCUCCCCAUCGAAGCAACCGCGCCCCUUGCUGCGCGGAUCCACAAAGCACCAUCUUCAUCCAUCAUCAGCCUCUUCAUCAUCACUAUCGCCCUUCCCGCCUUCGUCACCGCGUUCGUCCUCUUCUUCCGCCUCUGUUUCCGCCGAUAGCAGCACCUCUGGAGGGAGCUCAAAAAGUGCAGGUCGCUCCAGUGUUCGCUACCAUCCGAUCGACUUCUCCAACCCUUUUGGCGAAGACGCUGACCUCUCAGCCAAACACCUCCUUGCCAAGCAUGUCCUCACCCACCAUAUCCCUCCUGCUGCUCCGUCGACUACAAACCAAGAGCUCUUCCGCAAAGUGGCCUGCCGAUGGGAUCAUUGCUUCAACCGCCACUACGAGCCCUCGGCACUCGCAGCUCACCUCGUGCACCAUCACUUCACCCAUCAGAUGGGUCUCAGGUAUGCGUGCCUCGUCCAGAAAUGCUCUGCCACCACGCUUCUCACAACGAGGGCUGCAUUAGAGCGCCAUCAUGCUCAGUAUCAUGCCGCAUACGUGCGUACCGCGCAGCUGCGACCAACGUGGGAGCCUGUUCCCGUCAGAAAGGAUCGCAAGGAUCGUAAGCAUGCAUCGCAUCUCCUCGCCCAAUUGCGCAAGUACGAUGCGCUGCCUGACCCUUUCCAGGUCAGGAUCGCUGUCUCUGAUCGCAAGAACCCAAAGCUCGAUGUCUCGAGCGCAGCCAUCAACCCCGAACACGCACGCGAGUUCAAGAAACGAUACAUGAACCCAGCAAUGAUCCAGCCGGGUCCUGAUCAAAAAGGCGAGCCUUGGCUCAGCCUGCACAGAUGGCUCCAGCGGAGCGUCGACGUGUCGGCUGCCCGCCUUAUGGCCGACCAGGCAGUCCUCGAGGGCACAUCCUAUGACGAUACUGACCUUGCUCGAUCGCACGCUUGCGCACCACCGGUCGUCGAGAUCUCAGAACCACCAAGUCUUUCGGCGCUGAAACGAGGCAUUCUCGCGGGUCAACCUUACGUUUCGUCGGCGGUUCCAUCGUCUGGAGCUGUAGCAAAGUCCUCCGCAGGCAAAGAGACGCUUGUGCUGCCCAAUCAGCCUUGCGAGGUCGCUUUGACCCAAACACCGGCACAAGUCUGCAUCGAAAGCAUCGGUGCUUCAUCGCUCGCAUCCAUCGAUCGAGAAAUGCAACUCGACGACGCAUUGGAGACGCAACGUCGCUGGGCACAAAAGGUGUACAAGAUUCGUCCGCCACCAUCCCGCAGCCUCGCACGCUCAGCUACCAUGCCGACAUCCGACCUGGAGGAUGAUACUGAUGGCGACGAGCCGCGCCUGCCCCGGUUCGAGGCCUAUCACCCAGCGUCAAGAAUCCGAACUAUGUACAUGGACGGUGCGCGAUCUUCAACACCGCGUUCGGGUGUGCUGCUCCCAUUUGCCGCAUCAUCCAGCUCGACAGGCUCGAGCAGCAAGACGUCGGAGGCGUCGUCAAGCGUACCGAUCAGCGUCAGCACGUCAAGCGGGCGAUCGCAUGGCUACGUCUCAACGCCACCGUCACAAUACGGGUCGACCGAGACUGCAAACACAUCGAACUCGGUCAAAAGGGAACGCGAUGGCCCCUCCCUUGAUCGGAGUGGUUGCGUUCUUCCUCCGACGGGGUCCAAAAGGAGAGCCAUGCAGAGCAGCGUCUACUUGCCUUCUACACCGACCAAGGUCAAGGAAGAAUCCAUUUUCGUCGACUUGAAGCUCAAGCCCUCACACGCCAAAGAGAGCAGCCCGCUGCCUUCGCCUAUACCCCGCUCACGCAGACGCAGACGUGGCUAG
Moesziomyces aphidis is the source of this 1950-nucleotide messenger RNA. NCBI's taxonomy places the organism in Eukaryota, Fungi, Basidiomycota, Ustilaginomycetes, Ustilaginales, Ustilaginaceae. The record is from the annotation of a GenBank genome assembly.